Messenger RNA from Drechmeria coniospora, 234 nucleotides. RefSeq lists its product as uncharacterized. Bases 1 to 234 code for a protein of 77 amino acids. Lineage: Eukaryota; Fungi; Ascomycota; Sordariomycetes; Hypocreales; Ophiocordycipitaceae. The record is from RefSeq and is a predicted model, not a curated record. The transcript has a single exon.
AUGCACGAGCCCGACGACAGCCACGGCCUGGCCCUCGCCAUGACGGAGGGGAUGCUGCCGAACCCGGACAUCAUCUCCUUCAUCGGCGAUUGCGGCAGACUGGCCAUCGCCCCCCAAGGCCGUCCGGAAUCGGGACGAAACAGCAGGCGCGCUCUCGGCAAAGCUGUCGUCUCGGGUGGCGGGAGGAUUCGGUCUCGUGUUUUAUUUUUGGAUGAAAGGCGGGUUGGAGGAUGA